Messenger RNA from Peromyscus eremicus (cactus mouse), 1752 nucleotides. RefSeq names its product solute carrier family 17 member 6 (gene Slc17a6). Gene Ontology annotation, molecular function: neurotransmitter transmembrane transporter activity; L-glutamate transmembrane transporter activity. The transcript has 13 exons. The record is from RefSeq and is a predicted model, not a curated record. NCBI's taxonomy places the organism in Eukaryota, Metazoa, Chordata, Mammalia, Rodentia, Cricetidae. Gene Ontology annotation, biological process: synaptic transmission, glutamatergic; monoatomic anion transport; transmembrane transport. The coding region runs from base 1 to 1752 and encodes 583 amino acids. Gene Ontology annotation, cellular component: synaptic vesicle membrane; excitatory synapse.
AUGGAGUCGGUAAAACAAAGGAUUUUGGCCCCGGGAAAAGAGGGGAUAAAGAAUUUUGCUGGAAAAUCCCUCGGCCAGAUCUACAGAAGGGUGCUGGAGAAGAAGCAAGACACCCGGGAGACCAUCGAGCUGACAGAAGAUGGCAAGCCCCUGGAGGUGCCUGAGAAGAAGGCUCCUCUGUGCGACUGCACCUGCUUCGGCCUGCCGCGCCGCUACAUCAUAGCCAUCAUGAGUGGCCUCGGCUUCUGCAUCUCCUUUGGCAUCCGCUGCAACCUGGGUGUGGCCAUCGUGGACAUGGUCAACAACAGCACCAUCCACCGCGGAGGCAAAGUUAUUAAGGAGAAAGCCAAAUUCAACUGGGACCCUGAAACCGUGGGGAUGAUUCAUGGCUCGUUCUUCUGGGGGUACAUCAUCACCCAGAUUCCGGGUGGAUAUAUCGCAUCGCGGCUGGCUGCCAACCGGGUCUUUGGGGCUGCAAUACUGCUCACCUCUACCCUCAACAUGCUAAUCCCGUCAGCAGCCAGAGUGCAUUAUGGAUGUGUCAUCUUCGUUAGGAUAUUGCAGGGGCUUGUGGAGGGUGUCACCUAUCCAGCCUGUCACGGGAUAUGGAGCAAGUGGGCCCCUCCUUUGGAGAGGAGUAGGUUGGCUACCACCUCCUUUUGUGGUUCCUAUGCUGGGGCGGUCAUUGCGAUGCCUUUAGCCGGUAUCCUCGUGCAGUACACUGGAUGGUCGUCGGUAUUUUAUGUGUAUGGAAGCUUUGGCAUGGUCUGGUACAUGUUCUGGCUUCUGGUGUCUUAUGAGAGUCCUGCAAAGCAUCCUACCAUUACGGAUGAAGAACGUAGGUACAUAGAGGAGAGCAUUGGGGAGAGCGCAAAUCUGCUCGGCGCAAUGGAAAAAUUCAAGACCCCGUGGAGGAAGUUUUUCACGUCCAUGCCCGUCUAUGCGAUAAUCGUUGCAAAUUUCUGUAGGAGUUGGACUUUUUAUUUACUGCUCAUCAGUCAACCAGCUUACUUUGAGGAAGUUUUUGGAUUUGAAAUCAGCAAGGUUGGCAUGCUGUCUGCGGUCCCACACCUCGUCAUGACAAUCAUUGUGCCUAUCGGGGGGCAAAUUGCAGAUUUCCUAAGAAGCAAGCAAAUUCUUUCAACAACUACAGUGAGAAAGAUCAUGAAUUGUGGUGGUUUUGGCAUGGAAGCCACCCUGCUCCUGGUUGUGGGCUACUCUCAUACUAGAGGGGUGGCCAUCUCCUUCUUGGUGCUUGCAGUCGGAUUCAGUGGAUUUGCUAUCUCUGGCUUCAAUGUUAACCACUUGGAUAUUGCUCCAAGAUACGCCAGUAUCUUGAUGGGCAUCUCAAAUGGCGUUGGCACACUGUCGGGGAUGGUCUGCCCUAUCAUUGUUGGUGCAAUGACAAAGAACAAGUCCCGUGAAGAGUGGCAGUAUGUCUUCCUCAUCGCUGCACUGGUCCACUACGGUGGAGUCGUAUUUUAUGCAAUAUUUGCCUCAGGAGAGAAACAACCUUGGGCAGACCCUGAGGAGACAAGUGAAGAAAAAUGUGGUUUCAUUCACGAAGAUGAACUGGACGAAGAAACAGGGGACAUCACGCAGAAUUACAUAAAUUACGGUACCACCAAGUCUUACGGCGCCACCACCCAGGAGAACGGAGGCUGGCCUAACGGCUGGGAGAAGAAAGAAGAGUUUGUGCAGGAAGGAGCCCAAGAUGCAUACAGCUAUAAGGACCAAGAUGAUUAUUCAUAA